Haliotis rubra (blacklip abalone) is the source of this 2966-nucleotide messenger RNA. RefSeq names its product dnaJ homolog subfamily C member 16-like. NCBI's taxonomy places the organism in Eukaryota, Metazoa, Mollusca, Gastropoda, Lepetellida, Haliotidae. The record is from RefSeq and is a predicted model, not a curated record.
GGAUAUAUUUCAGAAAUCGUUUGUGAAUUCCAGUUCAACUUUUUAAUGUACUGCGACCGGAAGUAUACUAUUAUGGCAGGUGCUUGAUGCCGGUGUUGUUUUCCAUGUUAUCACAGAAAUUAAGAGUGAAACGAUGAAAACCACGAUUGUGAUAUCAGUGAUAGCUUGGUGCAUAAUCGCUACGUAUUGUGAAGAUUUGUACGAGACUCUUGGAGUGGGGAAAGGCGCCAGCAGUCAAGAAAUAAGGAAAGCAUAUAAAAAGAUGGCCAGGGAAUGGCACCCAGACAAGAAUGAUGCCCCAAAUGCUGCUGACGUGUUUACAAAGAUAAAUGAGGCGUAUGAGACGUUGAGUGAUCCCGAGAAGAGGAGCACCUAUGACAACUACGGCUAUACCUCAGCCAGUAACAACGAGGGCCGCAAUCGCAACUUCCGCCAACAGGGAUUCGCUCCCUUUGACAGCUUCUUUGGAGCGGGAGGAGGUGGGGGAGGAUUCCGGUUUUCAUUUGGUGGCGAUUCUGUUAUCGAUAAACAUCGUAUUACACUCCGUAAUUUUGAGACGAAGGUGCUACCGGAGAGUUUCACACGGCCAUGUUUUAUGUACGUCUACAGCAGCUUCUGUUUUGACUGUCUGAGGAUUGAACCAUACAUAGAGAAGAUUAUUAUGGAGCUACAGAGCGUGGGUCUUUGUGUGGGAGCAGUACAUGACAUGCACAGCCAGGGUGUGGUCAGUCACCUGCGGAUCAGCCACGCCCCUGCCAUCCUGGGCGUUGUCAAUGGCCGGCCGGUCCACUACAAAGGAGAGAUCAGCAUGAACAAGCUGCGAGAGUUUGUCCGAGGCUGGUUCCCGAAGAACACUCUCCAACAGGUAAAUGACAAAAAUUACGGGGAAUUCCUCAGUGGCUGGUCUGACAACCGGGUGCGAGCUAUAUUCUUCUCCCAGAAAGACCAGCUGUCUGCCCGGUUCCUGGCACCAGCGCACUACUACAGGGAAUAUGUGAAGAGUGGAUAUGUCAGUACACAUUCACCAGGUGCAGCGAAACUCAUGAAGAGGUUCAACGUCAACCACAACCGAGAAUCACUUCUCAUGUUCAACGAAGAGGUGUCUUCUCCUGUGGCCUCUGUUGCUAUGCAGCAGUUGCCGAGGAAGACUCUGGAUGAAGUGAUCGAGUCCAACAAGUUUCUGCUGCUGCCGCGACUCUCGUCACAGAAGUUCCUGGACACGCUCUGCCCAGCGGAACCCAAACUGAAAAGACGGAAAUUUUGUGUUGUCUUGGUAACCAAACAGUCCGUGGACCAUGACCCACAUAGGAUGUCCUUCAGGAAUUUUGCACAGUCCAAGAAGUUCUCUGCGGACAAGGUGAAGUUCGUGUACAUUUACGAGGACACACAGCACAAGUUUGUCAGCACUCUCACCAAGGGCAACAUCACCCGGAAGGAGAGUACAGUCGAGGUGGCCAUUAUGUGGAGGAUGGACAGUCAGAAGUUGAACUAUGAAUUCCUGGAGUCUGGCUGGAGCAUCAGCAGCGACCAUGUGGGAGCAUCAAGAGAACAGCUUGAGGCACGUCUCCAUGCCCUCGUCACCUCGGACCGACUUCUACCCUACAAGGCCAUCUUUACAGAGCUCUACAACGAACAUGCACUGAGUUUGCUGACUCGGAUAUUUCACAAGCUGUUUGACUGGGCCGACAGACUCUUCUUUUUCGCAUUUAGCUAUGAUGGGAUGACGCUGUUGACCGUCAUAUUUGCUGUCAUGUUCGUCAUGCUGGCUGGCUACUUCAUGCAGAGGAUUGCCACUGAGGAACACAACAAGGUCAAGCGGCAGAUGGAAUCCAAGAGGAGGAGUAUGCGGCCCCCUUCCAGCUCGGCUGACAACCAAACUAUCCAUCUGUACGAGCUGAGGUUCGAGACCUACAAGAAUCUUGUUGCUGAGGCAGACACAGGCCUAACCAUCAUCAUCUUCGUUCACGAGACAUCCAAGGAGCAAAUGUUGACCCGCUUUGCCCAAAUCAUGCAACCAUAUUCAAGGUACAGUGCGCUGACCUUCGCCUAUCUCCAGCUGGAGUACUACAUCGACUGGUACCAACACCUCCUGGAGCUCAGCCUCAACUUCAAGAUCAAGCUCAACAACAUCAACAUCAACAGCUGCGUCGGCACUGUCCUCGCCAUCAACGGGUACCGCAAAUACUACUACAUCUUCCACCCGAAGAAGGCACGGCAGUGGAUGAAGGAACACAAUAAUCUCUCUCGGGCCAUCGGUUUCCUUGACGAUGACUCAGAUUCGGAACAGGAACAGGACAAUGCGGACUUCAGCAGGAAGUACCUCAGUGGGCUGGCUAUUUGGAUGGAUCGUAUAUUUGAUGGUUCAGCUGUUAAGAUCAGACUAGAUUAUUGGCCUGAAAUGUGUUCAUGAUAUUAGAGAGGUGUUCUGGUAUGAUAUUUAUUGAUGUGAACAAGCAUUUAUCAUUUGUGCAUCGCUCAUUAGACAAGAAUCUUUUGUUUUCCAUUUUCAUAUUUCCUUAAAACUUAUUCUCCCUUUUAGGACAAAGUAGAAACAGUUUAUUCUGUAAAUGAGGGUUAAAAAUUAAUUGCAUUCAUGUGCCAAAUACUUGUACUGCAAUUGCACUGUUAACACAUGUUCUAGCGCCUAGUUCUCCUGGAAUUCAUGAAUUUUUAACCUGGAAAGUUUUUAGCCUCUUCUGACAACUCAGCUGAACACACCUCAGCUCCUCAUGUUGUUGUAAGCAUUCACCAUAGGCUCAUGCAAAGCCUAUGUUUUUCCACAUAACACACAACUGUCUUCAUUCUCUUCAUCCUGGUGAUUUACAAGCCUAUCUCACAUUAUGCACUUAUCCCAUGGUGAGAUGGAUAAUAGGGGUGGAAUGGUACGCUCUUACCACGGUACGGAACGUAUUGUGGUACAAGCCUUUUCAGUUCAGUAAGAGAAGCAAGCAAAGAAAUGCAUAGAU